AUGAUUUUACAUCAACAUGAUAUCUUUAUAUGGAACUGUCGUGGGGCAGCGAGUAAAGAGUUCUAUAGAGUUUGCAAGAAAUAUUUGGAUUCCUUUAAACCUAAGAUGAUUGUUGUUGUGGAAACCAGAUGCGAUCCAACCAAGCUCAUGAACAGUUUUAAGAAACUUGGAUUUGAUAGUUUUCUCUCAAACUGUAAUCAAGGAUAUGCAGGAGGCAUAUGUGUGGCGUGGCUGGAUGUAGAAAUUAAAAUAACCAUGGAGAUAAUCAAAUUCCAAUUCUUACAUCUAAAGAUUCAAUAUGUUAAUGGUAAGGAAUGGUAUUUUACUCCAAUUUAUGCUAGCCCUAAUGCUGCAAAUAGGGAGAUGAUGUGGACUGAUCUGAAGAAUAUUAGUAAUUCUAUGAGCAAACCUUGGCUUCUAGCAGGGGAUUUUAAUGAUACUGCCUUUGAUCAUGAGAAGAAAGGAGGCAGGACUAUUUCAAUAAACAGAUGUAAAAAAUUCCUGAACAAUUUUGAAGAUUGUGGUUUAAUGGACUUGGGAGCUGUUGGGCCUAAAUUCACGUGGAAAGGCCCUAUCUAUAAGGGGCAGAGAAUUUAUGAAAGAUUAGAUAGAGCUUUCUGUAAUGACCUUUGGAGACUGGAAUUUACAGAAGGAUGCGCUCAAGUGCUAAUGAGGAUUGAUUUCUCUGAUCAUCACCCACUGCUAAUUCGUACUAUGGGGAGGAACACAAAGAGUAGUGAGCCUUGCUUCAGAUUUGAGAGUGCUUGGACUCUUCAUAAGGAAUAUCAGCAUAUGAUCCAAUCUAACUGGCAGAAUGAUGUGCACAUAAUUAGUAAUCUGCAAAAUAUUCGGCAAGGUUUCAAAAAGUGGAAGUUCCAUACUUUCCAACAAAUAUUAAGGCAAAAGAGUUAUAUCAUGAAGAGGUUGGAAGGUAUUCAAACAACUAUUCAAACAUCAAGAACUCACAAAGGCAUUAGAAGGCUUGAGAAGCAUCUACAAGAAAAGUUACGUGACAUUUUGAAGGAAGAAGAGCUCAUGUGGUUUCAGCGAUCUCGUGCGAAAUGGUUGGUGGACGGAGAUAGGAACACAAAAUACUAUCAUAUCAAAACUGUCCAAAGAAGAAGGAAUAAAAUAGUUACUGUUAAAGAUGCAAAUGGCAAUUGGAUUGAAGAUGAUAAACAGGUCCAGAAAUUGUUCCUUGAUCACUAUAAGGAAUUAUUUGCUUUGAAGAAUACCUAUCAAUAUUGGGAAUAA
Vicia villosa (hairy vetch) is the source of this 1254-nucleotide messenger RNA. RefSeq lists its product as uncharacterized. The coding region runs from base 1 to 1254 and encodes 417 amino acids. Gene Ontology annotation, molecular function: catalytic activity. Lineage: Eukaryota; Viridiplantae; Streptophyta; Magnoliopsida; Fabales; Fabaceae. The transcript has a single exon. The record is from RefSeq and is a predicted model, not a curated record.